GAAUUUUAUUUUUCACUAUAAACAACUCAAAACGUAAACCAAAUUAAAACCAAAUUCAUUUUUGCCUCAUUUUAAUUUCACCAACUGAAUUUGAAUCACUAUAACUAAUGCUAACAAAAUUUCUCAUGUCCAACUAACUGUGCAUUUCGAUUGAAUUUCAUGUGAAUUUGAAAACAGAAAAGUGAACUCUAUAAAUUCAUAUCACACGCCUCAAAUCGGGGGAUCCAUUAUUCAUCACUCUUCAUCUUCGUUUCAUCAUAAAUCUCAGAACAGAGCAAAAAUCACGCAACCGGAGGAUCAUUCGACAACAUAAUUCAUGCUCAUAAUCACUCCACUUUUUUCAGAAUUUCUCGUCCGUUCUCUCAAUCUCGUUCUCCAAAGUUCAACUCCAAGAAUGAACAACAGCAGAAGAAAGUAGCAGAGCAAGGAGAAGAAGAAGCAGGGGAUUGUAAUCAAAGAGAAGAGAAAUGAUUCAAUACUUGUUCGCAUCGCCAUUCCAAUUCGACGAAUUGAAUGUGAAGAUUAAUGUUGAUCCGAUGUUGGUGAUUGAAGUGAUCAUAGAGGCGGUGUUCUUCGUUUUUCUCCGCUUCCAUUUCGUUUCGCAUAGACAUCGAAUGGAUAAGACGAAGAAGCGUUGGAGCUGGUGUAGUGCGGCUGUUGAAGAUCCGGUUUACCAUGGAUAAACUGGUUUUGUCCGGUGUAGCUGGAUCCAGUGUGGGCUAAGGCCCAAGAAGUUCCUCCACUUUUCACCCCCAAAAUCGGGCCUAAACCCCUUCUUACCCCUUCAAGGCCCAAUUUCAUGUUUUUUUUUGCAUUAUUUUCUUUUCAUUGUUUUGUUUGGUUAAUUAGUUUUAAUUAAAUUGGUUAGAUUUUAAGAUUAAUAGGUAUUAGAAUUUAAUUAGGGAUUUAGAAUUUGAUUUAGAAUUUAAUUGGAUUAAUUAGGAUUUUAGAUUUUGACUAGUUUAAUUAGAUUUUAGAAUUGUUAGAAAAUAAUUAGGUUAAUUAGUUUUGAUUAGUUUUAGAAAUCUUAGGUUAACUAGAAUUUUUAGAAUAUUAGAAAUAAUUAGAACUAAUUGGAUUUGAUUAAUUGAUUUUAAUUAUAAAUUUGCAUGACUAGAAAUUUAAGGCAAUAUUAAUGAUUUGUGAAAUAAUUAUUUUGCCCUUAGGUUUAGAAAUAACUUGAUUUUGCAUGCUCCCCUUAGUUAAUGACUUAUGGAAAUAUUCUAACUAUCAAUUAACUCUUUAGGUUGUUGUAUAGUCACUAUCAACUGAUUUUUCCCAAUCUGAUUAAGUUGAUCAAAGUUUGCUUUGAUCAACUAAAUCCUUUGACUGUGCUUAAUUCCCCAAGCCUAUUCAAGUGAUCAAAAGACCCAUUGAUCACUUGAUAGGGUAAGUCCUUGCGUUCAAGUUGUACUGGAUACUAGAUUUCAAGACAUUAAGAUUCAAAGGUCAAAGAUCAAGAAUUCAUUUAAUUCAAAUCAGUACAAGACAUGACUACUACUCAAGCACUACAAAGGUCAAAUUCAAUACUUGUCAAUCAUGAGCCAAGUUGUGUGCCACGAGUCUUAAGCAAUAGAGAGGAAUGAGAGUGGAGAAUUUCUAUGCUCAUUUUGAAUAUCUUUGGACAUGGGAUGAAUGACCCAGUUGCUCAUCGUAUUCAUCUCUAUUCAUAGACUUUAACACAAUUUGAUUCAAAUUGAUUGUCAAGUCUCUUCAUUCUUCAAAGACAACCCUUCAUCAUAGGAAGCUGCAAGGAAAUUCAACUUCAACACUCAUCAGUUAUGAUGCAAGUUGCACAUCAUGAUCCUUAAGGAGUAGAGAAGGAGUGAGAGUGGAGAAUUCCUAUCCUCAUUCUGAAUAUCUUUAGGUACGGGACGGAUGACCCAGUUGCUCAUUAUAUUCAUCUCUAUUCAUAGACUUUAGUGCAAUUUAAAUCAGAUAAUUGAUAGUUCUUUCUACACAGACGUGAAGAGUAGACUGAAGAUCAGACUUCAACCUUCCAGGGUUUCUUUUCUUUCCCUUUCGUUCUCUCUCAGUAAAACUAAAACCAUUUUGUAAAUAAACUCAAAAAUAAUUAACCAUACGAUUAGGAUUAUAUGAUACGAGCCUUAAGCAAUGGAGAAGGGAUGAAAGUGGAGAAUUCCUCUCCUCAUUCUGAAUAUCUUUGGGUACGAGACGAAUGAUCCAGUUGCUCACUAUAUUCACCUCCAUUCAUAGACUUUAGUAUGGUCCAAAUCAUGACUCUCAUUUCAUAAUAAAAGCAAACUCACCUCAUCAAACUCAGUUUCUCCUUUGGGAGUCAUUUUCCGUUUAAAACCUUUUCAGAAAGGAUGUGUUACUUUCGUUCUACCGUAAACGACACUUAAGCCUCCUUGGCGAUCAAGCAAUGUUUAACUGCUAGAGUGCAAUCCGAGUUCAUCCAUUCUGCCACAAAUAGACAGACGCUUAAGACUCCCAUGCUCGAGCAUACAAGCAAGUUAACAGUAGAACGUGAACAUUAAUAUUGUUCACUAAAAAUAACUAACACAUCCAUCAUAGUUCCACGAACUACGGAGCUCUGAUUUCCUUAUUGCACGAAUGAGGACACGUAGGCACGAGGACCCAAAUCCUUGGCGAGCACAUCUAUUUAUUAACCCCCGUUCCCUUUCCGCGAGUAAUCUUCAGAUAAUAACACCUAUUCUUACAAAGAACAUUCAAAACGAUUCCCAUGGAGUACCAUGGAUAUGAGGGGUGCUAAUACCUUCUCCUUACAUAACCAACUUCCUUACCUAUUUCUCUUUCCCCAAGAUUAUAUCGAUGUUUUCGCUUUCCUUCGGGAAUAAAUAAAGCUCGAUGGCGACUUUGUUGUAUCUUUGAGCAAUCGAUGCGCUCGGGUAUAAUUCACAUAACUUCAAUACUAACAUGGCCCAAACUUCUCUGCCAUACCCAUUGCUCCUUAUUAAUAGACAUUAAGCAUUUUACAUUUUGAUCCUCAAGAUCACAAAGUCUGAUUUUAUAAAUGUUGUUAUUUCUCUUUUCGUUAAAAAGGAUUGUACUAUCUUUUGGACUAACAACCUUACAGGACUUUUGAUUAAAAAUGAUAUCAUAACCAUUGUCACUAAGUUGACUAUUAGACAAUAAGUUAUGCAUCAAACCAUUGACCAAAAGAACAUUAGUAAUAGAAGGAAGUUUACCAUUACCAACAGUUCUAGAGCCAAUGGUUUUCCCUUUCUGGUUUCCUCCGAAACCAACGAAGCCUUCAGGCUUAAGUUCCAAAUCUUGGAACAUAGACCUUCUGCCCAUCAUAUGUCACAAGCAUCCACUGACCAUGUACCAUGAUUGGUGUUUCAGAUGAGCUGCUAAGGAUGUCUGCAACAUAGAUGAUCUUAUCCUUAGGUACCCACUUUCUGGAUUCUCUCUUGUUAGUUUUCCCAGAGUUUCUUACUCCCUUGGGUCUUUGUGCAACAAGAUAAUCAAGUAAAAUUUGUGCAUGAUACUUAGGUUUCAGAACCGAGUUCUUAUCCUUUGUAAGUUUUCGUGUCUGUGCAGAAAAAUCAAGCUCAGUGCCAGCAGGCAUGAAAUGCUUAUAGAGAGGUUUCAAUUUUACCUUUUGACUUUCGUCCGAUUUUAUAGUUUCUAUACAACCUAAACCUUUCUUGGCAUUUAUGCUAACUCCAUAGAUCAAAGAAUAUACAUGCUUUUAGCCAUAAAGUACUAGAAUGCUCUGUCAUAUCUAAUGACGCAAUCAAUACCUGAAGCUUCUGAGACUAUUUCUUCCUCUAGUUUUGAAAUUUUACUUUUCAAAGCAGAGUUGUUACUUUCUAAAGAAAAUAUUUUUUCAUUUAGGGAAGACAUAUGUUUCUCAAGCUCACUACGAGUUUCAAAAGCAACUACUUGGACUUGUUUAAGGUCCUUAUAUCUACUCUGAAGACUUUGGUACUUUUCCAGUAUUUUAGAGAGACGUGACUCUAAAUUGGAACAAGAUAGUUCAGAAAAUACCACUUCAAAAUCAAAGUUUGAUUCUGAUUCUGACAACAUCUUGUCCUCUGGUUCUUUAGAGCCUUCUGGAUCAACUAUAGUUGCCAUCAAUGCAACGUUGGCUUGUUCCUCAUUAGAAUAUUCUUCUUUUAAAUUAAAGUCGUCCCAUAUAGCCAUCAACCCCUUCUUGCCUUUAGAAAAAUUCUUAUUAGGCGUUCUAUCCUUUUUUAGCAUAGGACACUCAUUCUUGUAGUAGCCUAGCUCCUUGCACUCAAAGCAGAUAACCUCUUUGCCAGAACCUUGCUUCUUCUGUCCAGACGAAGAAUUAGAACGACCAACAAUCCUCUUAGCUCUUGUGAACUUUCCUUGACCAUUAUGCCUAUGCCUCUAUACUCUGUUGACCGUCUUGGAAAUCAAACACAACUCAUCAUCAUAAACUUUUGAUUCUUCCUCAGCUUGAUAAGCUCUUAUCUUCUCAGGCUUAGACUUUAAAGCAACAAAUUUACCUAACUUAUGAGGUUCAUCUUCCUUGAGUUCUAUCUCGUGGCUUCUCAAAGAACUAACAAGUUCUUUAAGAUUAAUAUUGUUAAGAUCCUUUGCCAGAUUUAAAGCAGUUACCAUAAGUCUCCAUUUUUUUAGGGAGAUUUUUGAUUAUCUUCUUGACAUGGUCAUCCGUAGAGUAUCCUUUGUUUAGAACUUUCAGUCCUGCAACAAGCAUCUGAAAUCUUGAGAACAUAGUCUCAACGAUUUCAUCAUCUUCCAUUUUGAAUGCUUCAUACUUCUGGAUUAAGGCCAAAGCCUUUGUCUCAUUUACUUGAGCAUUCCCCUCAAGAGUCAUCCUCAGAGAGUCAAAUAAAGACUUAGCAGAAUCUUUGUUUGUCAUCUUAUCAUACUCAAUAUAAGAGAUAACAUUUAGCAAUAUAGUUCUAGCCUUGUGAUGAUUCUUGAAAUCCUUCUUUUGUUGAUAUGUCAUAACACUUCUUGCUAUAUUGUCUCCUUCAUCAUUAACUGGGUGAACGUAGCCAUCGACUACAAGAUCCUAGAUAUCAAUAUCAUUGUUAUCUUUCUAGUAGUCAAACUUCUCACCAUAAAGGAUUGGUGGUUUAACACUGUAGUGAUCUCUCUCAUUAUUGUUAGCAGCGACAACAUUGUUGUUAGCAGCGACCAUGGUUUCUCACACAAACUGGAUCGGUACUGAACAUAGUGAAGUGUUAAUAAAAACUUUAUCACAAUCAAAGCUAGACUCUGAUACCAAUUGAAGGUGUGAAAAACACAAUAAAAGGGGGGUUUGAAGGUGUGAAAAACAUAAAAGCUAUUUACUAACUCAAGAACACCACACAAAUACUAAGAAUAAAGAGAUAAAAACACAAGUAUUUUUAUCCUGGUUCACUUGAAACUCAAAGCUACUCCGGUCCACCCACCAAGGUGAUUUCAACUUAUACACAAGGACUUAAUCCACUAUAAUAAACUGAUUACAAAAAUCGCAAAUAAUAACCUCUUUGUCUUCUCAAGGAUCCGACUAUACCUAGUAUCAUUAAGGAAUCACAAAUAACAUGUUUGAAUAAAAGUUUUGUGUUUACAAGUUGCUUCUACAUAAGCAGAUUUUACACAAAUGGAAUACAAACACUUAAAGAAAAGUAUGAGCAAAGUUUAGAGCUUUUUCACGUAGAAAAAAAGUCUUAUGAAAUUAUUGCAGCAGUCUUUUCUUCAAGUAUCUAAGUCCUCUUUAUAUAACAUGAAAAAGGAACCGUUGGAGGGAAAAUAUGGGAUAAUCAAAAUGUAACUGUCCACUAAUGAAUUAGUGACAAGUGUGAAGAAUAGUAAUGUCCUUUCCCCAUGAUUUCAGGUAGUGGAAGGAUUAUUUUAUUUGUACCAUGUACUAUUUGAUCACGUAUCCAUUUUAAUCUUAUCUUCAAAUUCACUGGUUUCUGAUAAAUAGUUGAUGAAGCAUGAAACGAAGAAAUACACAACUGGAUUCAGAAACUUCAGAAUCUUCAGUCAGAACCUUGAUAGUGUCAGCAGUCUGGCUUGAGAUCUUCAGAUCUUCAGAAUCUUCAGACUCUCGAACCUUGUAACCUCAAAGCCUGGCUUGAGAUCUUCAAAAUCUUCAUCUAAGUAAUAAAACUCCAUAAGCUUACCAUUCUUCAUAAGCUUGAUGAUAAUAGUCAUAUCUAGAAGCAGAAGUGGAGAGAAUAUUGCAGCAAUAACAUAACGUCUUUCCAGAACUUCUUAGGAGUGAAUCAACAUAGAAGCAGAAAGAACAUUGCGACACUAACUUGACAUCUUUCAGAACUUCUCAUGAGUGAUUAGUGCAAAAGAGGAAUUCGGAACAAAUGUUCAAAAAUUGAUGACAACACACGUCAUAAACUCAUAAUCAAAACUGACUGUUAAAGCUACACAAUAACAAACCAUCAGGAUACCAAAAUCGUUCUCACACAAAUACAACAUUGUUAUCAUAAAAACUCAAGGUAUAAAUGCAUAACCAAAUCAUAUUUUAACACUUUCAAAUAUAAAGUACUACAGUUGAUUGGCAAGAAAUGCUUAACCAUCCAAGGAGGAAACUUGUUGGUGAAUGAAAACUCCAUACUCGAGUGAGUGCCAAGACUACAAGAAGCAUUUCCUGAAGCCGAUGAAUCAAAAGGGAGGAUCGUCCUCAAAGAUGAUGAUCCUUAGGCCAUAUUUGUCAUUUUCAUUCGCAUUUUGUUUGACUAUUAAAGUAUUGUUUGCUUUUAAGUUUGUUGUUCUUUAAAUGGUAAUAUUAAUGAAAUGAAUGUGAAUUUUUUUGAAUCAAUCCAUUUGUAUUCACUCUGCAAAUAUUCAUUAGUUCCUUUGUCAUAAAAAACGAAAAAAUAAUAUGUUUUCGAAUACAACUGUGUUGAUGAUGUAAGGCAUUGUUUCAAUUCCUAAAUACUGAAUAUUUAAUGAAGAUAAUCCCUCGUCAAUCCCUUUUGAGCCUAUAAGUUGGUGUUUCUUUAUAUAUGAAAAAUCCUUAAUAUGAACCAGGGGUGGGGUAGUUGUUUGGUUAAUUUGGCUAUGCAUUUAAAAAUUACAAGAAAAAAGCAUCCAUAUGAGGUUCAAUCGCAUCCUCUCUUCGCACAUAUAAAACAAUGUCAAAGAAGUAGUGAACAUUCAAAAGCGUACAUCAAUUGUUUCUAUUGAACCAUCAAAACAUGACAGACACAUCCCUUUCAUAAUAAAUCAAGUGAACAAAUGUCAUACAAGUUAUUCCCAGAAAUACAAAAAAGAAAGAAAAAAAAGUUUGCUAAGUCGAAAAUUUGAAAGAUGACUUAGGACAAAAUAGGGCAUCCUGCAAGACUGACAACUCAAAAGAAAUAGUCCAGGAAAAAAUUAGGGAUAAGAAGAAAAUCAAGAAGAAGGAUUGCCAAAAAUCCUUAACAAAAGAAAGGACAACAACAAACUUGUACGACUAUCAAACAAAAAGAAGGUGAUUUCGUUAAGCAAAAAACAUCAUUGGUUCCCGCACUAUAACAUCAUCACCUUUAACAUUUCUGUUAUAGCUUGAAUGUGUGUGUCAAAUUAGCUAAACAUAGGACUGGAGAUCAUCAUGGAGAAUGGGGUGGGUUUAAAUUGAAUUUUGAGCCUUAUAUCCCUUGUGUCGAAAACCGUGAACCAGGACACAUUAAAACCUUCAAAAGACCUAAUUGAACCAAGGGUUAUUAUAGUGGUACAAUUUUUGAGAUUAAGCUAUUGAUUAACUUAACUCAUAAAGCAAGAGUCGCCACCGCACUUUUAUUAUUUCCAAUGAAAAGGGAAAAAGAAAGAACAAAACCUAAAGAAGUUUUCAAACAAAAAUAAUAAAAAAAACAGAGAUAAGGGUUUGGGGUUGGUUAAGCAAAGGGAAAGUAUUAACACCCUAAACAUCUGUAGUACUCUAUAGGAACCUCUCUGAAAAUCUGUACAUUUUGGCUAAAAAGGGUGUUGUUUGCAAAAGAUUGGGGAGAUGAGAAGAGAAAUGUUUUUCAUAAUUUUGUGUUUGCCAAGAUUUCCCAAGUCUCAUGCCUAUGUACCAACAAAGUGCAACGGAGGAUCAAAACCUCGUAGUUCAUGGUAAAACAAUGAAGAUGUUUGUUUUGAUUCAUUUUUAAUAAAAAGACAUUUUGUCAUUUUUAAGAGAACACUCAACUAGCCACCUACAAGCAUAAGAACUUUGCAUCAUCAUGAGAAGGGCUGCAACUUGGAUAAAGAUCAACAAGUAUGCCACUAGUUCUCUUAAGUGGAAAAGAAUUACCAUCAAUGCUAUGGGGAUAGGAGAAUUAUAUCUCAACUAUGAAAAUGACUCAAGUCUAAACUUUGAGAAAAGUUUCAAAAGAAAAAGGGCACAAAGGGCACAAAAUAGUUUGAAUGAGUUAUGUCUUUUUUAAGUCUUUUGAAAUUGGUUUGAAUAUGCUUAAGAUGUAUUAGCAUUUUAUUAAGAAAAAGGUUUUGAAAAUCACUUGACAAAAGUCAAGGUUUAUUAAGAAAAUAGUUCAAGUUUGAAAACAAGAAGGUUUUAAAAAUGAGAGAAGAUUUUGAAAAAUAAAGAAGGGUAGGAGAAGAAGAGACUAUCCUAUAGCUUAAAGUAAAAUCUAAGGAGGAAAGAUCUAACAAAGAGAUAACGAGCUUUGUGACAUAAGUCUGUAGCGGUAAAUUCAUGACCGUCGAGCUAUGGAUAAACACGACGUCAAUAAAACCAGAGUCGCCACCGCGCUUUUAUUGUUUCCAAAGGAAAAGGAAAAAAGUAUGAACAAAACCCAAAAGAUAAGAAGCUUUCAAAUCAAAACUAAUAAAAUGCCAGAGAUCACAGGUAAAGGGGUUGGUUACACAGAGGGAAGAUAUUAACACCCAAAGUAUCCUAGGUACUCCUAGGGAGCCAUUUUUUGUGUGCAAGUGUUUUGGUUAAAAAUGAUGUUUGAUAAAAAAAGGAAUGAAAGGAUGAGAAAAGAAUUCAUUAAUUAUAUUUUUUGAGUUUGACAAGACCUUCGGUCUUAUGCCUACGUACCAACAUAAAAAUGAGGGAUCAAAACACCGUAGUUCGUGGUAAAAGACCUUUAAAUGAGGUUGUUAGUUCUUUUUGUCUUUUGAAAUUAAAGUCAAUAUGGUUAAGUUUAUUUUACAAGUUUGAUUAAGAUUUUUUUUUAUAAAUUCAAUGACAUAAGGCCAAAGUUUCUAAUUAUUAAAACAUGUCUAAGUUUGAAAUCACAAGCAAAGAAGGUUUUGAAAAGAGGGAGAUAUUUUGAAAUUAAAGAAGUGGGAGGAGAUGAAGGGACUACCCUAGGCAAAAAUUAAAAUUUAAGAGUUGAAAAGAUCUGACCAAUAGGAUGCAAUCCACAAGACAAGAAUGUCAUAUAGAAACCCAUUUCCUUUGGACUUUUGAGCAAGCAAUCAUCAUAAGCAAACAUCCAAGCAAAUCAUAUGAAGACCAAGGCAUCAAAUAAAGAUAGCCAUAAUAUCCAAGCAAUCACUCCAAUAGCUAGCAGUCUUCAAUGUCUUCCAAUGUAUCAGAUGAAAAUAUUCCUUGGCAAAAUCUUAGAAAUAAUCAUCAGAAAAUCAAGCACAGGGACAAGGUAAUAGAUGAACCAAAGGCACACAAGGUUUGCAUCAUAUGAAAAGCACAUGCAAGGAUAGCUCAGUCUCAAAUAGUGGCAUUGGCCAAGUCCUCAAAGCAUAUGGACAAUUGUCUAUCUUAAGGAAAUGGAAUAAUGGUUGUCGCAACCAUAUUCGGGUUUGGGAGUGGAUUACGCAAGAGGAAGGUAUUAGCACCCCUCACGUCCGUUGUACUCAACGGGAACCUUUUAGUUCAAUUUUGCGAUUUGAGUGUUAACUUAUGUUGUUUGUUAUCUUCGGGUUAUAAAUAUAUUGAGAAUAGAAAUGGAUGGUGUUGGUUCUAUGUGUUGGCAGCAAUUUUGGUAAAACCUAGAGUGUUCACAAGUUGUCACAAGUGUUGUCUUGACAUAAGAUAACUUGUACCUGCAGGAUGUUUAAAAUGUGAAUAUGCAGGAUUUUUACUGAGAUGUCAGACCCGAUGUCAUGACAUCUGUAUACAAAACAUUCAGUCUGAAUGGUAUGUAUUAUGUGAUUGCAUUUUGUAUGCUAAUCUAUAUAUGAUUGAUGAGAUGAUUGAACGCGCUCUCAAUCAGUAAUUACAACUAGAUUGACUUAUUUUCCAACGAGAUAUAAUCAACUGUCAUGAGAAGAUAUGAAUGGAAAAUAGUUUUAGGGUUUUAUGAUGUCCAAGCCCAGCCAAAUGCUUCUAUAUAAAGGACAUGGAAAACCUGGUUUUAUACACAAGAAAUAACGAACGAAUUAUUGAGAGAGAAUAAGGGUUUGAGUCUUGUGUGGUCGUGUGUAUUGUAAGCCAUUCAUUCAUCCAUAGAUGAUUGAAUUGGACUGAUUUUUGAGUUGUAAUUUGUCCACUCUAAGCUUUGAAGCAUGAGUGUGUGUUUAAUUGAUUGAAGCUUUUAAGCAAGAUCAAGUAUGUGUCAUUGAAGAGUGUCUUCUUUUCAUUGUAAUUCUUGUUUUAUAUCACUGCUGUGAUUGAGGGGGACUGAGUAGGAUCUCAUAUCUAAGAGUUCUUAGGUAGAAGUCAUACGGGUAGAGAUUAGGUGAAAAGACUGUAACUUGAAGUUGUUUAUUGAGAGUCUUUGAACUGAUUCUGUUUAGUGGAUUUCCUUCCUGGCUUGGUAGCCCCCAGACGUAGGUGAGUUUGCACCGAACAGGGUCAACAAUUGCUUGUGUCUCUUGCAUUACUGUUCUUUAUCUUUUAUCCUGUUUGUAUUGUUCAGAUAUUAGUGUCGUGACAUUACCUUCGACAUCUCAUAUUUGAUACCAUAAUUUCAAUUGGUAUCAGAGCAAGCAUCCUGCUCUGGUUCUGGGUGAGAUCUAGGGACGUUACUUUCUGGUACUAUAGAUAGAGACGGAGGAUCUGUUCACAGACCACCUAUUUUGGAUGGAUCCAACUAUGAUUACUGGAAACCUUGAAUGGUAGCCUUCCUAAAAUCUUUGGAUAAUAAAGCUUGGAAGGCUGUUUUAACAAGCUGGGAACAUCCAGUUAUUACUAAGGAAGGAGAAGCUACAACUGACAAGAAGGCUGAGGAACAAUGGACCAAGGAGGAGGAUGAUCUAGCUCUUGGGAACUCUAAAGCAUUGAAUGUUAUAUUCAACGGAGUAGAUAAGAACAUAUUAAGAUUGGUAAACAACUGUGAGGUGGCUAAAGAUGCGUGGAACAUUCUCAAAACCACUCAUGAAGGCACCUCUAGAGUGAAGAUGUCUAGACUGCAGCUGCUCACUACCAAGUUUGAAAAUUUAAGGAUGAAAGAAGAUGAAAAUAUUCAUGAAUUUCAUAUGAAUAUCCUUGAAAUUGCUAAUGCCUCAGGAGCCCUAGGUGAGAAGAUGUCAGAUGAAAAGCCAGUGAGGAAAAUACUCAGGUCACUUCCUAAGAGAUUUGCCAUGAAAGUGACAACUAUAGAAGAGUCUCAAGACAUUUCUAAUAUGAGAGUUGAUGAGCUAAUUGGAUCCCUCCAAACAUUUGAUAUGGGAAUGUGUGAUGGAUCUGAAAAGAAAUUCAAAAGCAUAGCCUUCAUGUCAAACAAUGAAGAGAAAGAGGAAGAAUGUGGUCAAGAUACUGAUGAAGAUCUGGAAAAUGAUGUAGCAUUACUGGGAAGACAAUUCAACAAACUUCUGAAUAAGAUGGAUGUAAGGUCUAAGUCUAAUGUCAAGAACAUCUCAUCUGACAUCAGUAAGUCCAAUAAUGCUGGAAGAAGAACAAGAUCUGAUGAAAAGUCCAAAGAAGGAAAAGGAGUUCAGUGCCAUGAAUGUGAUGGGUAUGGACACAUUAGAGCUGAAUGUGGAACCUACCUCAAGAAACAAAAGAAGAGUCUUACUGCUACUUGGUCUAAUGAAAGUGAAACAGAAGAGUCUGCAAAUCUUGUGACUGCAUUGACUGGAAGAUGGGGUUCUUAUGAAGACUCAAGUGAUGAUGAAGUAACCUUUGAUGAGUUAGCCACUACCUACAGAAAGUUGUGUCACAGAAGUGAAGAAGUGUGUCAACAAGUUGAAAGUCAGAAGAAAGUGAUAACACAACUGGAGAAUGAGAAGGUAGAACACUUGGAAACCAUCUCUAAGUUAAAGACUGAAGCAGUGUUCUUGAAUUCCAAGCUAGAUGAGAUGACAAAGUAUGUCAGAAUGCUAAACAAUGGAUCUGACACCUUAGACAAAAUUCUCCAUACUGGACAAAUGACAGGAGACAAGUCUGGCAUUAGGUUCAAUGAAUCCAAACCAGAGUGCAGUCACACUGGUAGCAAACCAAAAUCCAAACCUGAGUGCAGUCACACUGGUAGAAAACCAAAGAUGUCACAUCAUAUAUCACAACAUCAUAAAGGAAGACAACAGAAAGGGAAACAUCAAAGAUGGAGAUGUCAUUACUGUGGAAAAUUUGGCCACAUUAAACCAUUCUGCUAUAAGUUGUAUGACUAUCCUAGUCCUUCUCAUCAUCAACCUAGACCCAAACAUCACAUACCUGUCAACAGAAAACAAUGGGUUCCUAGGAAUAGUGUUAUAAACCUGAUAGCUAACACUUCCUUCAGAGUUUCAGCCAAAGAAGACUGGUAUUUUGACAGUGGGUGCUCCAGACACAUGACUGGAAACAAAAACCUGCUAACUGGCCUUCAUCCUCAUGCCACCAUCUAUGUAACCUUUGGUGAUGGAGCAAAGGGUGAAAUCAAGGGGAUUGGUAAGAUUAACUGCCCUGGAGUCCCUAACCUUGACAAUGUCCUACUUGUUAAGGGACUGACUGCAAACCUAAUAAGCAUCAGUCAACUAUGUGACCAAGGUCUAACUGUAAACUUCACAAAAACUGAAUGUCUGAUUACUAAUAAAUAAAAUGAAGUGAUCAUGAAAGGAGUCAGGUCUAAGGACAACUGUUACAUGUGGAGUUCUCAAGAAACUGGUUAUUCAUCAAUAUGUACUCUAGCCAAAGAAGAAGAAGUGAAGAUAUGGCAUCAAAGAUUGGGCCAUCUGCAUCUGAAAGGAAUGAAGAAGAUUAUAUCUAUUGAAGCUGUUAAAGGAAUUCCCAACUUGAAGAUUGAUGAAGGAAGAGUUUGUGGGGAGUGUCAGAUUAGAAAACAGACAAAGAUGUCACAUCAGAAGCUCAGACAUGACACCACUUCCAGAGUGCUGGAACUUCUCCAUAUGGACUUAAUGGGACCCAUGCAGGUGGAAAGUCUUGGUGGGAAGAAGUAUGCUUAUGUAGUGGUGGAUGACUUCUCCAGAUACACCUGGGUCAAUUUUAUAAGAGAAAAAUCUGAUGUAUUUAAGUCUUCCAAGAUCUUUGUCUAAGACUUCAAAGAGAAAGGGAAAGUCAGGUUAUCAAAAUCAGAAGUGAUCAUGGGAAGGAAUUUGAGAACAACAAAUUUGCUGGAUUCUGUGCAUCAGAAGGAAUUAGUCAUGAGUUCUCAUCUCCCAUUACUCCUCAGCAAAAUGGUGUGGUAGAAAGGAAAAAUAGAACUCUCCAAGAAUCAGCCAGAGCUAUGAUUCAUGCUAAGAAAUUGCCCUACCACUUCUGGGCUGAAGCUAUGAACACAACCUGCUAUGUUCACAACAGAGUAACCUUGAAGAAAGGGACUCCUACUACUUUAUAUGAAGUCUGGAAAGGAAGAAGACCUACAGUCAAAUACUUCCAUGUGUUUGGUAGUAAAUGUUAUAUCUUGACUGAUCGUGAACAAAGAAGGAAGAUGGAUCCCCAGAGUGAUGAAGGAAUAUUUCUGGGCUGCUCAACAAACAACAGAGCAUUUAGAGUCUUUAAUUCCAGAACAAAAGUAAUGAUGGAAUCUAUAAAUGUUGUGGUUGUUGAUCAGCAGACUGAUGUCACAGACGAUGUUGAGACAUCCCUAAAUGAUUCUCUAGUUGAUUUCCCAGAAAAAAGUAAUGAGAAUGAACUCACUCAAGCUGAACUUGAAGCUGACAAAAUUAAUAAGGGACCCUCUAUCAGAAUUCAGAAGGAUCAUCCUAAACAUCUCAUUAUAGGAGACCCAAAUAAAGGGGUCACAACUAGAUCAAGGGAAGUGAUCUCACAUGGCUGUUUUGUGUCCAAGAUUGAGCCCAGGAAUGUCAAGGAAGCCUUGACUGAUGAGUUCUGGAUCAAUGCCAUGCAAGAAGAGUUAGGCCAAUUCAAGAGAAAUGAAGUAUGGGAACUGGUUCCAAGACCUGAAGGAAUAAAUGUCAUAGGAAUAAAGUGGGUGUAUAAGAAUAAAUUUGAUGAACAAGGGGUGGUUACUAAAAAUAAAGCAAGAUUAGUAGCACAAGGAUACACUCAAUUUGAAGGAGUUGACUUUGAUGAAACAUUUGCCCCUGUAGCUCGCCUUGAGUCCAUUAGACUAUUGCUUGGGGUGGCAUGUAUUCUGAAGUUCAAACUGUUCCAAAUGGAUGUAAAAAGUGCCUUCUUGAAUGACUACUUAAAUGAGGAAGUAUAUGUUUAACAACCUAAAGGAUUCAUAGAUCCAAAUCUUCCAAAGCAUGUGUACAAGUUGAGGAAAGCCCUUUAUGGUUUGAAACAAGCUCCUAGGGCUUAGUAUGAUAGACUCACAGUGUUCCUCACUAACAAUGGAUACAGGAAGGGAGGUAUUGACAAGACCCUAUUUGUUAAAAAUGAAGGAGGAAAACUCACGGUGGCUCAAAUAUAUGUGGAUGAUAUUGUGUUUGGUGGGAUGUCAGAUCAGAUGGUCGAACAUUUUGUUAAACAAAUGCAGUCUGAAUUUGAAAUGAGCCUUGUUGGAGAGCUGACCUAUUUUCUUAGGCUACAAGUCAAGCAGAUGGAAGAUUCUAUCUUUCUAUCUCAAAGCAAAUAUGCCAAAAACAUUGUUAAGAAGUUUGGCAUGGAGAAUGCAAGUCAUAAAAGGACACUUGCUCUUACACAUCUGAAAGUCUCCAAAGAUGAAAAUGGUGUUAGUGUAGAUCAAAGUCUCUACAGAAGCAUGAUAGGAAGUCUGCUAUAUCUCACAGCAAGCAGACCUGGCAUUGCUUUUGUUGUAGGUGUUUGUGCUAGAUAUCAAGCUGAACCAAAAGUCAGUCACAUAAACCAAGUGAAAAGGAUACUGAAAUAUGUCAAUGGCACUAGUGACUAUGGGAUGUUGUAUACUGAUGGAUUUGGAUCUAUGCUGAUUGGAUACUGUGAUGCUGACUGGGCUGGAAGUGCUGAUGAUAGGAAAAGCACAUCAGGAGGAUGUUUCUUCUUGGGGAACAACUUAAUAUCAUGGUUUAGUAAUAAACAAAAUUAUGUGUCCCUGUCCACUGCUGAAGCUGAAUACAUAACAACUGGAAGUAGUUGUUCUCAACUGGUUUGGAUGAAACAGAUGCUAACUGAAUACAAUGUCACGCAAGAUGUCAUGACAUUGUACUGUGACAACCUAAGUGCUAUAAAUAUUUCUAAGAAUCCUAUUCAGCACAGCAGGACAAAACACAUUGAUAUUCGUCAUCAUUUUAUUAGGGAAUUCGUGGAAGAGAAAAUCAUAGCCCUGAAGCAUGUUACUACUAAAAUGCAAUUAGCUGACAUAUUUACAAAGGCUUUGGAUGCCAAUCAAUUUAAAUGUCUAAGAGGGAAAUUAGGGAUUUAUAUCUAUGAGAAUUUAUAGCAAUUAAUUUGGAGUGGAAAAGGGAAUAAAAAUAUUGUGUGCCCACUUAAAAGAAAGUGCCCCAUUUAUGGUAAAUCAUUACCUAGUAUUGGAACUUCCAUCUAUAGCAUUUUCACACGCAACCUAAGCUUAAACAUUUCCACCUUCCUCAAACUUCAUCGACCUUCUCUGCUAGGGCAACAUAAAUCCUUUCACAAGCUCAACAAGAUGUCACAACAUCCUUCACCUUCUAGUUCUAAAAACACCAAACCUACGCACAAAGCAAGAACACCCUCCAUGGAUUUUCUUAAUGAAGACAGUUUGGAAGUGAUUCCCCUAUCAGUCAUCCCAGGCGACGCUCCUGGUCCCUCCUCCACUGCAGGACAUACUCAAGAUAACAGUUUUGAUAACCCUACCUCUAAAGAUGACAUGCAUCAUACUGAUCGUGUCAUUAGAAAUCUUGUCACGAGGAUCCUAAAUGAAGGACACUCUGUAAAGGGAGUUUCUACUCCCCUAUCUAGAAGGGACCCUUCUCUUGAGGUUGGACCUCACAAUGAGAAAGAUGAUGAGUCAUCUAGGUCUGAGAAAGAUAUUGCUGCAGAAGGACUGUGUUCUUUAGGGCAAACCUUGCCUUGUAAGAAAUCUGUAGAUGCUUCUCAAUCUAACAAGCAUGACUCUGCUAAGAAGGUGAUCGACUUGGAAGAUGAGAGCUCAGAUGAUGAAGAUGAUAGCUUGCUUCAUCACUUGAAGCCAAGUGUUGCUUAGAGAAUGAAGACCAGAAAGGGUAGGUCGGUGGCUGAGAUGAUGACAGCCAAAACUGAUAAGAAGGCUACUAUCGUAGGCCCUUUAAAGUCUUGGAGUAAAGUGGAGGUAAAGAAGAGGAAAGUAAGAGAAAGUUUUGAUUCAGAGGAAGAUGUUGAAGACGAUGUCUGAUCGGUCACCAUUUCCAUUGAAUUCCCACCAUUAAUCCGACGUAUUUUCAUCACUUUGGUAAGAUUUGUGUUUGUUUAUAGUUGUUUCAGAGUCAUUUAUCAUGUUUUGUUAGUUUGGUAUCACAUUUCAUUUUAUUACAUGUUUAUGUCAAAAAGGUCUCUUUUACGCUUCGUUUUGGUAGUGUUAUUGUUACAGGCCGUUGCACAGGUUUAAAAGCACUAAUAGUGGAGUUGGGGAUACUCAGAAAGGCAAAAAUAUGAAAAUACAGCAGUUCAACACGGGCACCCGUGUGCCACAACACUGCCCGUGUUGUUGGUCAGGCAAAAAAACAGAGAGUUAACACGGGCACCCGUGUGUAGGAACACGGCCCGUAUUGAUGCCCCUGUAACUUAAUCUGAAAAUAAUCAUGUUGGAAAGCACACACGGGCACCCGUGUGUACAUGCACGGCCCGUGUUGAUGGGCGCGACUUAGAAACUUCAACUUUUGCCAUGUGAAUCUAUUCUGCUCAUUAAGGGUAGUUUGGACUUUUUGCUUUGGGAAAAUCCAUCUGAAACUAUUAGAAGGCUUGGGAGAGAAAGGAGAAGACACUUUUUGACGUACGAAAGAAAACACUGCAUUGAGAGGAGAGCUACUACGGAGGAUUCGAAGACGGCGAGAUUCAAGGGUUCCGAACAUUGAAGAUCAAAAUCUCCUAGUUCUUUGUAAUGUCUAAUUUUCAUACUAUGAUUUUGUUUAAUACUAUGAGAGGCUAAACCCCCUAUGUCAGGGGGGUGGUCCUGAUUUGAUCGUAUGUUAUGAAUUUGAACAAAUGAUUUCCUUAUUACUAUGUUACUUAUUUCAAUUUAAUUGUGUGAUGUUAUUAUGC
Molecule: messenger RNA, 17359 nt
Organism: Lathyrus oleraceus (garden pea)
Lineage: Eukaryota; Viridiplantae; Streptophyta; Magnoliopsida; Fabales; Fabaceae
Exons: 2
Coding region: 10936-12834 (632 amino acids)
Molecular function (GO): nucleic acid binding; zinc ion binding
Source: RefSeq, a predicted model, not a curated record